AACAAAACAAAAAACCCAGGUUUUGAAACAAAACCCUAGCAACUUCUUCACGGGAGAGAGAAACGGCCACAGCCACCGGCAGUAAACACCAUCCACCACACCAUGGCUACCCUGUCUCAGAAGGAAGCUGACAUUCAGAUGAUGUUGGCCGCUGACGUCCACCUCGGCACCAAAAAUUGUGACUUCCAAAUGGAGCGUUACAUUUUCAAACGCCGAAAUGACGGUAUUUACAUUAUAAAUCUUGGGAAGACAUGGGAAAAACUUCAACUUGCUGCAAGGGUUAUUGUUGCGAUUGAGAAUCCUCAGGACAUUAUUGUCCAGUCUGCUAGGCCUUAUGGACAAAGAGCUGUUCUCAAGUUUGCUCAGUAUACUGGAGCUCAUGCUAUCGCUGGAAGGCACACUCCUGGAACCUUCACCAAUCAACUUCAAACUUCCUUCAGUGAGCCCCGUCUUCUCAUCCUCACUGAUCCAAGAACUGAUCACCAGCCAAUCAAAGAAGCCGCACUUGGAAAUAUUCCCACAAUUGCAUUCUGUGACACUGAUUCUCCUAUGCGGUAUGUUGAUAUUGGAAUUCCUGCCAACAACAAGGGAAAGCAUAGCAUAGGUUGUCUCUUUUGGCUUCUGGCUAGGAUGGUGUUGCAGAUGCGCGGUACUAUUCGCCCAGGCCUUAAGUGGGAUGUGAUGGUGGAUCUAUUCUUCUAUAGAGAACCUGAAGAGGCCAAGGAGCCAGAGGAGGAUGAAGUUCCUCCCCCAGAAUAUGUCAUUGCCGACUUCAAUGCAGCUCCAUCUGAUGGUCAGUGGCCCGCUGCAAUUGAUCAGUCAUGGACAGAGGCUGCUCCUCAGCCUAUUCCAGCAGUUCCAGCAGUCAACUGGACAGCCCCAGAAGCUGUUGCAGGGGACUGGGGUGACGCAGUUCCAGCACCACAACAAAUUGCCACUCCCGGAAUUGAAUCAGUGCCAGCAACCGGCUGGGAUUAAACUAGUUUAUGAUCUUAUGAUGUUCCAUGACCCUAAGUUAAUCUUACCUUUUCCUUCCCAAAGUAAAUUUGGGUCAGACUUUUUUUGAUAGCAUAGAAACAUUUUUCUUCAAGUUUUGGUAUGAAUGACAGAAAUAUUGUUUAUGACCUGUGAGAUAUAUCAAGUAAAAUUGUACUUUUA
Vicia villosa (hairy vetch) is the source of this 1158-nucleotide messenger RNA. Its product is annotated as small ribosomal subunit protein uS2-like. Gene Ontology annotation, cellular component: ribosome; 90S preribosome; cytosolic small ribosomal subunit. The record is from RefSeq and is a predicted model, not a curated record. The coding region runs from base 103 to 978 and encodes 291 amino acids. NCBI's taxonomy places the organism in Eukaryota, Viridiplantae, Streptophyta, Magnoliopsida, Fabales, Fabaceae. Gene Ontology annotation, molecular function: structural constituent of ribosome. The transcript is spliced from 5 exons. Gene Ontology annotation, biological process: ribosomal small subunit assembly; cytoplasmic translation.